Strongylus vulgaris is the source of this 444-nucleotide messenger RNA. Lineage: Eukaryota; Metazoa; Nematoda; Chromadorea; Rhabditida; Strongylidae. The record is from the annotation of a GenBank genome assembly.
AUGCCUCGACGAAAGCGGAAGGGAAGGGCAGCCAAAGCUGCUCGUCGUGGACAGCUUGGCCUUGGUGGAGCUGCUCCAAGGAGGCAUCGAAAGGCCAAGAAAGAUGAGGAUGCGUUAGACGAACAAGAGCGAGCCAUGAAGCAAAUUAGGGCUGCAGGAGCUGCAAAAGCAGCGGAAGUGGAGAAGGCCAAACAACCUCACUCCUUCAUUAUCCAUCGCGGUGCUGUUGGAAAAUACGUCAAGGCUUUGGAACACGACAUUCGGCAAAUUAUGGAUCCUUUCACUGCGAAGCACCUGAAGACUUUGAAACGCAACAACAUCAAAGAUUUCGUUGUUCAUGGUGCCAUUCUUGGUGUCACAAAUAUGAUGGUAUUAACUACUAGCGAAACAUCUGUUCAGUUACGAAUGAUGCGUUUCAAUCAAGGACCUACGCUUACUUUUCGA